AUGUGGCUUCUCAACACAGAGACCAUCGAACUCCACCAGUUCUCUGGUCCCGCUGACGUCCCGUACGCGAUUCUCUCUCACGUGUGGACCAACAAAGAGCAGAGCUUCCAGUCCACACCUCGAUUUGGUACUCCAGGAUCCUUCGGUCUAUUCCGCUGGAUGCUGUACCCUACGUCACAGAAGAUCCGCAACGUGUGCGCUCAGGCGCGGGUGGAUGGCUUUCGCUGGCUAUGGACGGACACUUGCUGCAUCGACAAGACCAACAGCGUCGAGCUCUCGGAGGCGAUGGCUUCGAUGUACCGGUGGUACGAAUGCGCCUCUAACUGCUAUGCGCUACUUGAUGACGUUCCGAGCGUGGAAGUAGAGGAUCCUCGCCAUCCCACCUCCUCGUUCCGGCGAAGCAGGUGGCAUAGGCGCGGGUGGACACUACAGGAGCUCAUCGCCCCGUGCUCCGUCAUCUUCCUCUCUAAGGGCUGGAAAGUCAUCGGUGAUAAGCACACCCUCGCAGAUCUCAUCGAAGAAGUGACCGGCAUCGACCGCUAUGUGCUCACUCAUGAACGGAGGGUCGAGGACUGCAGUGUCGCGUGCCGGAUGUCGUGGGCUGCCGGAAGGGAAACCCGACGCGUCGAGGACGAAGCAUACUGUCUCAUGGGCAUAAUCGGGGUCUAUAUGCCGAUCUUGUACGGAGAGGGGAGGAACGCCUUCCUAAGGCUGCAGGAGGAGAUAGUCAAGAAAACCCCAGACCAGAGCAUCUUCGCCUGGGGA
Dichomitus squalens LYAD-421 SS1 is the source of this 765-nucleotide messenger RNA. RefSeq names its product HET-domain-containing protein. The transcript has a single exon. The annotation marks the transcript as partial. The record is from RefSeq and is a predicted model, not a curated record. NCBI's taxonomy places the organism in Eukaryota, Fungi, Basidiomycota, Agaricomycetes, Polyporales, Polyporaceae.